Molecule: messenger RNA, 306 nt
Organism: Fusarium pseudograminearum CS3096
Lineage: Eukaryota; Fungi; Ascomycota; Sordariomycetes; Hypocreales; Nectriaceae
Exons: 2
Coding region: 1-306 (101 amino acids)
Source: RefSeq, a predicted model, not a curated record
AUGACAUCCCUUAAUCUCCGUGGCGGUGGUGUCUUCAGCCCUGAGCUGGGUUCCGUUAUCGGAGGAGGAGCUGCGGAAGCCAGUACGGCGAUGUUAUCGCGCGACGGGCUGUUCGCUCGGCGAGAGCUUCUAGUGCCAGCUUCGCUGCUAGGCGGACUGAAGGCAGUCCUCUCGUUGAGCACGAGUGCGCUUGCAUUUGAGGCCGCUCUGGCUGCGGAUACGCUAUGGUCUGUUCGCGUAAUGUACGGGCCGCAAUUGCGUUACAUUCCUCACACCGUCCAGUACAGCGAGACUGCGUCGAAAUAA